This is a messenger RNA of Pelobates cultripes (western spadefoot toad), 15634 nucleotides long. NCBI's taxonomy places the organism in Eukaryota, Metazoa, Chordata, Amphibia, Anura, Pelobatidae. The record is from the annotation of a GenBank genome assembly.
UCAACUCUGCUGCUUACUUCGGAGCUGGGACAGUACUCAGUGUUUUAGGUGAGUGUGAGUAAACAGUAAGUUCAAAAUGUAGUCUGACUUUUUAUAUACCUGUAGAGCUCUGGGAAUGCCCAGAAGUUGGAGUUUGGCACAGGAACGGUUGUCUCAGUACUUGGUAAGACAUCGAUCUAAAUUUUCAGAAAGGAGUGAAAAUAUUUGCCAAUAUAUUGAAACUGGGGGGUGAUGGACAUUAUUGCAUAUUUAUAGUUUGGCUUGGGUGGGGACCAGUUCAGAUCCUUUGGGCAGAGCAUAGACUAAGAUUUGUUCAUAAAUGAUUUGUCUAAAAAUGACCCUUGAAUCAUACAUCCACAGUGGAUUGGGUAGGUUUUACACACAUGUUCUACCUCUGUGAUGGCACGGAUAAGCUCUACUUUGGAGAAGGCACCCUGCUUCAUGUUCUAGGUAAGUUGAGAACCUCAGAGGAGCACAUGGGUACAUUAUAUAUUCUACCAGCUGGGGAAUGAGUAGUGAGUGAACUUUGGUUAUUUGGUUAUUUAUUUAGUGCUGCAUUAACCAUUUCAAUAGUUUGCCAAUGUUCUUAUUAGGCAACAGAACAGCUUUGUCAUCAGAAGUAUUGUAAUCUAUUGUAUCAAUACAUUAUCAUUAGGACACAAUUGAUGUACAAUCAAUGUAAGAUAUGGACAUAGUGACUGGAGACAGGGGACCAUCAGGGCACUGAAAGCGUUAAAUCCUUGUUAGGGUAAUAAAAUAUAUCAGAUUAGAGGAAGAUAGUUAAUAGGGCAGUAAUUUGGUGAUCCAAAACUGGAGACUGCCCUAGAAAGGUGAAUAUGUUGCAGGGUUAGAUUAUGUCUGUGUUUUAACAUGAGCAUUCAUGGCUGUGGCUCUGACAAACUAUUUUUUGGAGAUGGGACCCGUGUGUCAAUCUUAGGUAAAUCCUAAAUAUACUAUCAUUAAAAGAAGGUAUACAAUGUUUAUAUGUUAGGUUAAUAAGAAAAUAAAAACAACUGGAUUUGGAUACAGCAGGUAUGAAGGACAUGUGGUACAGACAAAUUAAACUGGCAUUUUGUAAAACUAGAGUUAGUUGGAUUUAGUUACAUAAUCACUAGGAUUUAGUAUAGCUCGAUUUGGCUGUGCUCGGGCUAUGCUGUGACUUUUGGAGAAGGGACAUUGCUAUCUGUACUAGGUAAGUAAUGGAAUGGAGACUUUGGAAUAAUUCAGAAUAGCUUAAAUCUCUAAUUAUCUAACAUUAACUCUCUCUGUCUGAGGAUGUAUAUUCAAGGCUCGAUGAUCAGUAAACAUAGCUGUUAAUUGUGCUUGGUUAAGGAGUAUUAGUGCAAUUUGCAAACUAGUUGCUUUCAUCUGUUCUGGUUCUAUUGGAUAUAUUGUUUUUAAUUAGGCGUGGAUGGGACAUAAUGACCAAAUCCCCUUUGCUGGGACUUAGUGCCUCCAUUUUAGUACAGCCAUGUUACUUUGUGCUCAUACGAUGCUCAAUAUUUUGGGUCUGGUUCUCUACUUCAUGUUAUGGGUAAGUAAAUAAAAAGGGCUCGUUAAAAAUAUCCCAAGAUAUCUAGGAUGGUAUGAUGACAUAAAAUAUGUUUUGCUUAAUAGUGAAAAUGUGUUUAUUUAAAUUCUAUAACAAGCAUUAUUCAUAUUCAUUAAUCUCACAUUAAAUACAGCAAUCUACAAAGUUCAGAAAAUUUUAAGUUUAUAAAUAACUGCUAUUAUUACGUAUUUGCUAAAAGCCAGAUAAACAUGAGAUGAAUAGAUAGCAGAAUAUUUGGAUGUUAGAUUGAGAUUUAGUAUAGAGGUUUGAGGCUGUGAGCAACGAACGACAAUAUUUUGGAUCUGGCACAAUCUUGGCUGUUUUAGGUAAGUGAGUGACAUGUUCUGUUUGAGUUACUUGAUAACCAGUCUGGAAACAUAUGCUAAGCUAUUAAAUCUCUAGAAAUUAUAUAAAGCCAUAGGAAUAGGUUUAAGUUCUCAAUCAAUACAAACAAUCAGUACAGAGAUCUUUCUCCAGAUGAUUGGUUUUAUCAUGUGGAGAAAGAUCUUGGUCACAAGUUCUGCUCAGAUGCUGAAUAAAAUAUUAUCUCAUAGGAUUUUUGAGCUUAGAUUGUGUACAAAUAUUUGUUUGGUUAAUUUACUUCUGCAAAUCCCUAACAGAAAAAAUAAUCCAACAUGGAUUUAAUUGUGCCCUGGUACACACAUUGCCUGUAUGGUAGCAAACAUCAAUAUAAAAGGAAAUAAAUAUUUAGACAUAAUUACACAUACAUUGUUUCUUUGAACUGGAAUAAUUUCUCUAGGAAAUCACACACAAUUAUUGUAUUAAUUAGCAUGUCACAUAAAAAUACUAAAAUACUGUAUUUGAGGUCUGCUAUACGGUUCUAUUUUAGUUAUAUGAUAAAGCAAUAAGAUUAAGCUAAAAUCGCCAUUUGUAAAGAAAAGCUUUGUAAAGUAACAGCUGUCUACUGAAGUGGAGGUAUCAGGACAGUUUGCAGUGAGGGAAGAAUGUUCUUUUUGUAGUAGAAUGUAACAUUGUGGGGACAGCACCAUGAUACAAACUAAUGUAAGGUCUUUACAUAAACCUGCCAUAUGUAUAUAGGCCAUAUAUCUCAUGCAGCUAUAGGCUGCUGAUUGUAUGAGGAGUUCACAUGUUCCCAGGAUGGUGUUUGCUAUUCUGGAAAUGGUCAGAUUGCUAUUGAGUCAGAAAGUCUGGGAUUUAUUGGAUACAAACAUAGUAGAUGUCCAGUUCAGUAGGAUGGCUUUGCUCUAUGUUCCCAUAGUGGAGUAAAUUCCAAGUUAAAUGUAAGAGAUUUCUUAGUGUGUCACAAACCUCAGCUUUACACUUUGGGGCCGGAACUGUGCUCAGUGUGUUGGGUAAGUGAGUAGAUUUUGGGGUGGCAUAAGAAGAGGUUUCAAUACACUGUUGUAGGGCUGUGUAUGGUGGUAAUGCAAAGCUUGAAUUUGGAGAGGGAACCAUAUUAUCUGUAGUCGGUAAGUUCUGUGUUAAUGUUUACCAUUUACUAUGUAUCCCACAUAUUUUCCUGAAUUACCCUUUGCAAUGUCUUUGUCAGUUUGAUUGUUAGGUCUUUUCUUAAAGACUUGUAUUUCUGUCUAAAUGAAAAACAAUAUAGAAAUGGUAACAUGCUAAUCUAAUGUAUCUUAAUCCUUUGUCUUUGUGGUGUAUAGGGGUAUUAUUUGUGUGAGAUUGAAAAUAGAGGGUUACAAAUUUCCCACUCAAUAGUUUUAUCUGGAAAGGUGCUUAGGACCAGUGUGUAGAAAGAGGGUUCAAUUUAUUGUUGGCAGUAUCAAUUUCCCAGUAUCCCAUUUCAUUCUUUAUAAUUAAGAUUUCAAUCUCAUUGGAGUUUAUCUUUGGAGAUACUUUACUCCAGGUCUUACAGAACAGAGUCUCGAUAGGUACAUUUAUCUCACAUCAAUAAUAUACAGUGAGGAGAAUAUUGUUCUGUUAAGAUAGAAUCCAAUCCAGGAUUGCUGGGUUCCCGUUAGUGAGAUAUUUGAAAUAUAAGUUAAAUAGUUAUAUACAUUAUAUAUUUAACUAGUGCAAUACUCAAUGUAAAUGCAAUUUAGUCCAUCCCGCCAAUAAGAUACUCAGAGGUUCAAUAUAUAAUAUUCUGUUGUUGAAGUGGAGAUAUCAAGGCAGUUUGGAGUUGAUCAGUUUUUGGGAUGAGGGCAGAUUAUUAUUUUUGUAGUAGAAUGUAACAUUGUGGGGACAGCACCAUGAUACAAUCUAAUGAAAGCUCUUUACAUAAACCUGCCAUGAGUGUAUAGGGCAUGUAUCUAUAUAGUGCUCAAUGCCAUAUGUAUGCAGAACAUAGACCAUCUAUCUACAAAUGGUUGUGUGUGUGUAGAAUUCACUUAUCUGCAGAUCAGUUGUCUACCAAUUGUUCAAUAACUGCUUAGACUGAUAUUGAAUGGGACAAUCUGGGAUCUGCAGAGUCCCAUCCUGCCCAAUGUUAAAUGGUGGUCUUGAUUUAAAUGGAGAGACGUUCUCCACACUGGAGUAUAUAAUAGGUUCUCUGUAAGGGAUUUCUCACUGUGACCAACACUGCUGCUUACUUUGGAUCUGGGACUGUGCUCAGUGUUCUGGGUAAGUAAGUACAUUUUAGUUGGGGAACAGGGAAAGGUUAUUAUACACUGAUGUUGUGCUGUGCUAACAGUGCAAGCAAGCUGGAGUUCGGAGAGGGAACUGUGUUAUUUGUGACUGGUAAGUUAUGUGAUAUUUUUAAUAUCUCAUCAUAGUAUCAUCUUAUAUAAUUCUAGAUGUAAAGCUUGUUUUUAGUGUACAUUUUGAUUGUCAGCUCUUACCUUUACAGUUUAGCAUUAUAUGAAUUGUCAUAAAAAGUCAAUGUAAAUAUGUUAUUAUCAGGGCUCCUUAAAAAUAUCCCAAACUGGAAAAGCUGGUAAAGUUUAGCAGACAGUCCUCAAAAUAGCUAGGUGGUAUGAUGACAUAAAAUAUAUUUUUCAUAAUAAUGAGAAUGUUCUUUAAAAAUUCAGUGAAAAGCAUUAUUCAUAUUUGUUAAUUUAACAUUAAAUAAAGCAAUCUAGAAACCUGCAGAACAUUUUAAGUUUAUUAAAUACUGAUAUUACUAAAGAUUUGCUUAAAACACGAUGGUCCCCUAAAAAUGAGAUUAAUAGAUGGCAAAAUGCUUGGAUGUUAGAUAGUAAGACAGAUAUUCAGUAUAGAGGUUUGAGGCUGUGACCAGCGAAAGACAAUAUUUUGGACCUGGCACAAUCUUGGCUGUUUUAGGUAAGUGAGUAACAAAUUCUUUUUGGGUUAUUUUAUUGCCAUUCUAGAAGCAUGUUAAACUAUGAAAGUUAAUGGAGCAGACAAUCGCUAGAAAUUAAAUAAAACCAUAAGAAUAACUUUAAAUUCACAAUUGAUGCAUUCAUAAAGCCUGAAUUUAGUUUUAACAUCUGGAGAAAAAUCUCUGUUACAAAGUUCUGCUAGAAUAAAACAAUAUUAUCAUAUAGAGUUUGGGAAGUGAUACGUUUAGAUUGAGUAAAAAUAUAAUGCUGUUUGGUUGACUUGCUUCAGCAAAUUCUUAACAGAAAAAAUCCAAACAUAAAUUGAAUUGUGCCCUGGUAUAUGCAUUUAUGGUAGCAAACAACAAUUUAAAAGGGAAUUAAAUAUUUAGACAUAAUUAACGCAACCUUUUUUUAUUUGAACUGGAAAAAUUUAUCUAGGAAAUCAUAUACAAAUAUUAAAUUAAUUUGCAAGGUAUAAAUAAAUAGUGUAAUUUAGGUUGUUAUACAGUUUUAUAUUAGUUAUAUGAUAUAACAAAAGGAUUAAUCUAAAAUCUCUGUUUGUAAAGAAAAGCUCUGUAAAGUAACAAAUGUUUACUAAAGUGGAGGUAUCAGGACAGUUUGCAGUGAGGGAAUAAUGUUCUUUUUGUAGUAGAAUGUAACAUUGUGGGGACAGCACCAUGAUACAAACUAAUGUAAGGUCUUUACAUAAACCUGCCAUAUGUAUAUAGGCCAUAUAUCUCAUGUAUCUAUUGGCUGCUGAUUGUGUGAGGAGUUCACAUGUUCCCAGGAUGGUGAUUACUGUUCUGCAAAUGUUCAGAUUGUUACUGAGUCAGACAGUUUGAGACUUAUUGGAUACAAACAGAGUAGAUGUUCGGUUCGGAAGGUUGGCUUUGCCCUGCAAAUAGGGUCAUUGUUCUUCUAGUGGGAUACAUUCCAGGUUAUAUGUAAAGGAUUUCAUACUGUGUCAACAACCUCAGCUUUAAACUUUGGGGCUGGAACUGUGCUCAGUGUGUUGGGUAAGUGAGUAGAUUUUAAGGUGAACAGCGAGAGGUUUUAAUACACUGUUGUAAGGCUGUGAAUACUGGUAACACAAAGCUUGAGUUUGGAGAGGGAACCAUAUUAUCUGUAGUCGGUAAGUUCUGUAAUAAUGUUUACCAUUUACUGUGAAUAUUAUCACAUACUAUUUCUAAAUUAUCCUUUGCAAUGUUUUAGUCAAUGUGAUUGUUAGGUCUAUUGAUAAUGAUUUGUGCGGAAUUUCUAAAUGAAAAACAGUAUAGAAACAGCAACAUGUCUUUAUCUAAAUGUAGCAUGUGUUAAUCUAAUGUAUGUUAACCUUUGCAUUCUGGGUGUAUGAGUAUAUUUAUUGGUUGAUAUAGAAAUUAGAAAGUUAAAAAUAUACUGCUCAAUAAAUUUAUAUGGAAGGGUGCUUAGGACCAGCAUAUAGAAAACUGCAAUUAAAAGAGAGUUUAACAUAUUUUUGGCAGUAUUAAUCUCCGUAGACCCAUCUUCAUUUUGUAUUAUUAAGAUUUCAGUCUCACUGGGGUCUCUCUGUGGAGAGACUCAACUCUAGGUCUUACCUUACAGAGUCUUAAUAAGUACAAUCAUCUCAUGUCAAUAAUAUGCAGUAAGGAGAAUAUUAUUAUUUUAGAAUAGGACCCAAUCCAGCAGUUCUGGAUUCCCAUUAGUGAGAUAUUUGAAAUGAAGAUUAAAUAAUAAACAUAUAUUUAACCAGUGCAGUACUCAAUGUAAAUGCAAUUUAGUCCAUAUCACCAAUCAGAUUCUCAGAGGUUCAAUAUAUAAUAUUCUGUUGUUGAAGUGUUGAAGGGGAGAUAUCAAGGCAGUUUGGAGUUGAUCAGUUUUUGUGAUGAGGGCAGAUUAUUCUUUUUGUAGUAGAAUGUAACAUUGUGGGGACAGCACCAUGAUACAAUCUAAUGAAAGCUCUUUACAUAAACCUGCCAUGAGUGUUUAGCACAUAAAUCUAUAUAAUGUUCAAUGCCAUGUGUGUAAAACAUAAAUCAUGUAUCUACAGACUGUUGAUUGUGUCUGGAGUUCAGUUGUUGCUUUUCAUGCUGGUAUUGAGUGGGACAAUCUGGAUAAUGUCCAGUCCUUAUGAUAUAUGUUGUGGGAAGUUCUCGUCACUGGAGUAUAUCCUAGGAUAUCUGUAAGGAAUUUCUCACUGUGAAUGCUAAUGUUGCCUACUUUGGAUCUGGGACUGUGCUCAGCGUCCUAGGUAAGUGAGUACAUUUUAGUGGGGGGACAGGGAAAGGUAAUUAUACACUGAUGUUGUGCUGUGCUAGCGGUGCAAACAAGCUAGAGUUUGGAGAGGGAACUGUGUUAUUUGUGACUGGUAAGUAACGUGAUAUUUUUAAUAUCUCAUCAUAAUAUUAUCACAGAUAAGCAAUAUAUAAAGUGUCAUAAAAGGUCCAUCUGAAGACUUUAUUCCAUGUCUGUCUGCAUUAUUUAAUGAGUACCAUUAAAUUGGGUAAUAGUAACAACCCCUUGAUGUUGGGCUAAGGUAACAUCCCCAGGACGUAUUUGAAAACCAGAGUAAUCUGAAUGUACCUUUCCUGGUUAAAUACUUUGUUGUUAUUAUUAUUAAUAUUAUUAUUAAGGCAUUCAGUAGUUUGUAACAUUGCUUACUAUGCAUUGUUUGGGUAUACAACACUGUGUAACCUUAGGUAUAAAGAACGCACAGUAAUGGUCAAUUGCAAAGAAUUUGUUAAACUGUUUGCCCAUAAGGUAACAGAAAUCACUUAUUUGUAAUUGAUACAAGCAAAUACAAAUUUAGAAAUUAGAUUUAACUGGAGAAGCCUGACACAUGAGCUUACAAUCUAGCCUUGUCACAAUCCUUUACUCAUAGUAUCUGUAAGGGUUUGUCACGGUGACCAACACUGCUGAAGACUUUGAAUCCAGGACUGUGCUCAGUGUGCAGGGUAAGUUAAUAAAUUUUAGUGGAGGCACGGGGAAGGUUAUUAUACAGAGAUGUGGUGCUGUGUUAGCAACGCAGCAAAGCUAGAGUUUGGAGAGGGAACUGUGUUAUUUGUGACUGGUAAGUUAUGUGAUAUAUUUAAUAUCCCAUCAUAGUAUCAUCUUAUAUAAAUUCUACAUGCUAACUUUGUUUUCAGUGUACCAAUUUGAUUGUCAGCUCUUAUGUCACAGAUGAGCAAUAAAUUAAUUUUCAUGCUCAAUAACCUUAUUUUCUAUGCAUUGUUUAGGUAUACUACACUCAGUGACCAUAAUCCAAUAUUUUUUUAAGUAUCAAACACACUUUAACUGUCUCUUUAAAAUAAUUUGUUGACCUGUUAGCCCAUGUGAUAGUAGACAUCCCUUAUUUGUAAUGGAUACAAGCUAAUAAGAAAAAAUAUAUUUAAAAAAAUAAAUAAAUUGAAAUUAGAUUUAUUUAUAAGUUUUAUAAGUGCCUACACAUACUGCUACUAAGUAAAUAGAGAAACCUGACCAUGAUCUUACAAUCUAGUCUUUGUACAAUAAUUUACUCAUAGUUAGGAGUGUAUAAUUCAUUAGUUUAAUAUCUAAAGGAGAUUGUGUGGAUGUACAUUAUAGACCAGUCAAUAUAUUGUAUGUUGUUACUAUUUAUAUUCUUUGCAUAGAGUUCUUAGCAGAAUAUUAAGUUUCUAUCUUAAAUGGUGUGAGGAUAGAAAACUCUUUAUUGUAGCAGAGUAUAACAAUGUGGGACUGGGGCAGCACCAUGAUUCAGUCCAAUGCAUAUGCUUUACAAAAAGUUCCCAUAUAUCUAGAGGCUGAGUACUGCCAUGUGUAUGUAAAGCAUAUAGUACGUUUCCAUAGGCUGCUGAGUAUGCAGGGAGUUCACUUGUCCCCAUGUCCAUGCUAGCCCAUUUAUACUGUAACUGGUCAGAUUAGCAUUGAGUGGAACAGUAUGUGAUCCAUAGAAUGUAGCAGAGGAGCUGUCCAGUGCUGAACACUGACCAUGUGUUCCAAUUAAGGACAGUUCUCGCCAUUGGGUAAAUUCUAGAUUUUCUGUAAGGGGGUUUCUCACUGUGACAGGCUCAGCUCAAUACUUUGGCGAUGGUACUGUCCUCAGCGUGCUAGGUAAGUGAUUGAUUUUUAGGAUGGCAGUAUGGGGAGGUUAUUAUACACUAAUAUAUGGCUGUGAAUACUGGUAACAAGCUUGACUUUGGACCAGGGACUAUAUUAUCGGUGAUUGGUAAGUUGAAGGUUAAUUGUUGCCACUUACUUCAAUUCAUAUAUAGUGCAGGCUCAGAUUUUGUUUACAGUUUCUGUGUCUACAUUAAUUAUAGAAGCUAUACCAGUUUUAUUUUUUUAAUGUAUAUUAACCUUAGUGCUUAGUUACAAACAAUAAAAUGCUUCAGUCGACUAAAUAAUAAGCGUUAUGAACUGUAUUCAGAAACUUGACAAAAAUAGUAAUUCAGUUAACAUAGGUAAUCUUAAUAGGGUGAAUCCAAGGUAAAUUCAUUGUGAAUUUCAAAUUAAGGUGAAAAUAGCUUUCCAGUAGUUUUGAAUAGUAUAUGGACUUAAUUGUUUGCUUAUGGUGAUAAUUGUUGUGUUUGGGGGAGCUGUACUAUUGUGAACUCUCUGGAGAGACUCUACUCCCAGGAGACCUCUUAUUAGAUCUUCUAUCUUUUUUUAACCAUAUGUGGAAGAUUUUAUACAUAAUACUUUUUGUGUAAUGGAGAUAUAUAACAUAUGUUUUUAUUCAUGUGAGUUUGAUUGAUUUACAUCAGAGAGAUAUAUUUAUUAAGCAGUCAAUAACAAGGAAUUGAAAACAAACAUUCAAAAUUAAGACUAAAAAUUCAGGGCAGCUAUUUUUCAAACAUGACUUUUUUUUAUACAUAUUUGGAUAUAAAUUAAAAUCCCAUCAUGCACAAGACCAUACAACUAGCUGUUUGAAACAAGUACAACUUGUGAAUUAUGACUUGGUCGCAUAUGUUAAGUUUAUGGAAAAAAUAAAUAAAAUUUAUCAAAAAGUUAUUUUAAUAACAAAAAAAUGUCUCAUGUAUUUUUUAUAUAAUAUGCUUACAGUGGAAAUAGUUAUCAAAAUGUUCAAUAUCACUACUCUUAAAAUACGUAUUGGUAAAUUUUAAUAUUCACACUCUGGAAAUACAUAUCAAAUUGUAUAAAUUAAUGCAUUUACAUCUUAAUGAAACUGUGCUAUAUAAUAAUAGCCCAGAUAUAUUUUUUUGGUCAGUGAAAAAUCUGCCUAAUAAUGUAUAAUAUAUUCUGAAAUGGUAUAUUGUUAUAUCAGUAAACUGUAAAAAGAGUUUCUGAGGUUUCACUAAACAACAGUUUGUGGUGAGUUGCCAACUGACUUACAAAAUAUAGGCCAAAAUAUCUAAGUUGGAAAAAGAUGUUCAUUUCACCCUAAUUGGAGAUUUUUGUUAACAGUUAUUUUAACCUACAUUUUACAAGUUGUUAAAUUGUUUAGUGAAUAUAUAUACCUGCCAAGAAUGGGGUACAUUGACGUUGUGGCAGGCUUAUGCAAUAUAUGAUCAUAUAAUGGAACUAAACCCCCAUUAUUUUUUAAUGCCUAGGUGAGGUGUUUUUAAAUAAAACUAUUACAAUCUCUAAGAUUUGAAAUCAUUGUUUAGUGAAUAAGCGAGUGCGCUGGAUUUUGUAUUCUAUGUAUAUAUAUAUAUAUUGUUCUGUAAUGUAGUAAAACAUUUAUUUAUUAAUGAUGUUCUCUCUUUAUAUACAAUGUCCUAUUCAUAGGCAUCCACAGCACAUUGUAUCACUGUGUGAACCCGAAGGAACGUGUUUGCUUUUAUUUUAUAUAAGUUGAGCAUUCGUUGAAUAUGGAAUCAUAAGGGAGGCUUACAUUUAUUUGAAAAUGCAUACCACAUAUUUACUGUAGUAUGAACCACUGUUUACUGUUUUGUGAAUAAAUAAUUAAAUAUUGUGACUUUUAUAUUCUGCCAGGUAAUGGACAAAUACAAUAUUUGAAUAAAAUUAAAGUUAGGGACAUAACAUGUGGACAGGGAACAUAAUUCUGUUCUACAUAAGGGUAUAUGCAGAAAUACCUGGCACACUACUUGUGUAUAAAUAUAUUACUACUAUAAUAAGUUAUUUAGCAAAGGUUGUUUAAUCUUGACAAUUUCCUCCUGUUCCCCGGGUCAUUACAUGAUACAUCACUGACAGUAACUAACGCUCACCAAAAAUACACAAAAACAGAAAAGAGAAACAAUUCAUAGGAAUCUCUGACAAUACAGACACAUGUAUAUCAACAUCAUCAUACCUCUUGCUAAAGCUUUUAUGGGCUCUAACAGUGGUGGAACAUGAACACUAAACAUAAAAUAAAUAAAUAAUAUUAAGACUUUAUAUAAAAGAAAUAAAAAUAAAAAUUUAAAGAACUUGAGAUAUCAUAUGUGUUUAAUAUUAAUAGUACACUGUAAGUAACAGUGGGGGAAAAUAGGGAUAUUUUUUUCUGACAGUAAAUAGAGUAAAAAUACUGCAGGACUGUAAAUGGAAAUGACUAAAAGCCUUGUAGAGAGUAUCUGAGCAUCUGAUCUCUACUAUUAACAGUAAUUAAUUAAGUCAUACCCCCAGUUAUGUACAAAAUCUAAAAAAAAAAAACAGUUUCCACAUAACAGAAAUAGGGAUACUGCGGGUAUAUCAGUAAUAAUUAUGAAUAAUACCAUUAAUUGCUAUGGCAUAGGACCAGUAUGUCUCUUGAAUCUAGAGACUAGAUACUACCUUAGUAGAGGGCCUGAAUUUUGACAAGGAUUGGGUAGCACACACUGUAUUGUGACAGUCUUGCCAUGUCAUCUGUCAUAAAUGAAGAUACAUUAUUAGUCCUGAACUGGUAUUAUGUAAGAAUAUACAUUUUAGGGAACUUAUUAUGCCCCAGAAAAACUAGAUGUUUUAUCAUUUUUCGAGAGUGAUCCUAUCCUAGACAAGUUUCAUUACCGAUCCAAGAUCAGUUACCAAGUUCAGCCAUUCGAUUGUGGCUUGCUUAUUUUAUUUUUAGAAUAAAUACAUCCCUGAUAUUUUUCACUUAAUUUUUUAUUACAUUAUAUUUUGUACAACUCAUGCGGGUAUUUUGUCCCUGAUUACAAGUUUUAUGUCUUGUGCUACCUAUUUAUCUAGCCCAUAAAAAUCACUUUUUUUUGUCAUCCAAAUUAAUUAAGUCACUGUUAGUCUGAUAGUCAAUGGCACCUGUAUAACUCCAUAUGUGCUAAUGUCAGUGCUAGUUGCAUCUAGCACCGGUACAGGCAACCUGCGGCACUCCAGAUGUUUUGGACUACAUCUACAAUAAUGCUCAAAGCAUCAUGGGAGAUGUAGUUCGUAACAUCUGUAGUGCCAAAGGUUACCUACCCCUGAUCUCGGACAUGAAAGAAAUAAUCAACUCAGUACAUCGGAGUGUGAUUUAUAAAUAAAUAAAUAGGAAUCAAUCACCAUAGAAACCAAUGGCAAGUCUCUCAACAUUUAGCCCUUUGAACCGAUCCCCUGUGCAAAUUUAUAAUAUUCACUGCAAUAGUUUAUCCAAGGUUUAUACACAGAAUACAAAGGCAUCUAAAUGACACAUUUAUUGAGAGAGCUAAUAUUUAUUACAUGCUGUUAUUUAGUACUCUUUAAAUCCUCAUCACUUACAACCUUCCUCUGCUGUCUCCCAUCCACUGUACUCCCUACUUCCAAACACCCCUCCCAUCCUUUCAGGUACAUACAGAUCAUUUGAUUCCCUCACUUCCCUCUGCGUUUGUCCCUCAUCCUUUUAGAGUGUAAACUUAUUUGGACAGGGCCCUUUUCACCUACUUUUUCCGUAUGUCAUAAAUUUGUGUUAGAGUUGUUUGUAUUGAUUUACCUAUUGCACAUCACUGUAGAAUGUAUUGCCAGUAUAAAAAUAAUUGCAAUUGUAACUGUUUGUUUGGACUUGCAAAAUUUAUCAUAGGAACAGUAGAUAAAUUGAGAAAUGGGUAAUUAAACUUCUCCUUUCUUUCCUUUUCAGAAGCCGAUAAGGUGCAGAAAUAUCCCGAGGUAACAAUCUUCCCUCCUAACCUACAAGAAUUAAAAGAUAAGGGCUCUCUGUCACUAGUCUGUGUUGCUAGUGGUUUCUACCCAGAACACGUGUCUAUUCGCUGGAAGGUAAAUGGAGAGGUACGGGUUACUUAUGAUCAAAACAAGCCAAUUUUACGUGAAAAGGACACAUAUUCAAUCAGUCGGCGGCUCAUUCUGACAAAACAGGAAUAUUAUACCCCAUCAAACACUUUCCGAUGUGAAGCCAGCUUCCCGGGCUGGGAGAAUGUGACACACAAGGAGAUUAACGGAGAAAAAAGUAAGUGGGAAAUGUUUGGGCAAAUUCAGCAAAUGAAGCAAAUUAUUGGGGCCCAGGAAGAAAACAAAUAAUAGUUAUCCCAAAUUAGGCGUAAAUCUGUGGGAAGUGUCAGAGUUAGUUAUGAGUUAUUGAGAGAAGGGAACAAAAUAAGAGGUGACAUCUAUAUUUUUAUUUUAAACAUAUAUGUGGAAGAUUUUAUACUUAAUUAUUUCUAUUUAAUGUUUAAGACUGUUGACAUUAGUAUUACCAAUGGAAGACAAUCAUAAAGUGAUUUUAUGAUUUUUUUAACUGAUGUAGUUGGAGACAAUCCUGUGAAGGAUUUAGAAAUUCAGAUCACUUAAACAAUCACAGAGAUCAGAGCAGGAGACUGGUGAAAAGGGAAAAGCCGUGUGUAUUUAGAAAGUAUCAUGAAGAAGAGGAUGUGGGGACAGUUAUAGUAUAUUCCAUGAAAAUAUUCUCAUGAUAACAAUUUAUCUCUUCUUCUCUCUUCUCAACAGAGUGCACCGGCGCUACAGGUAAGUCUGAGAUGCAUGGAUGGAUGGAUAAAUGGAUAAAUGGAUAGAUGGAUGAAUAGAUAGCUAGAUAGAUAGAUACCUGUAGAUAGAUAGAUAGCUAGAUAGAUAGAUACCUGUAGAUGGAUAGAUGGAUAGAUACCUGUAGAUAGAUAUAUAGAUAGAUAGAUAGAACAGUAGAUAGAUUGAUAGAUAGCUAGAUAGAACAGUAGAUAGAUAGAUAGAUAGAUAGAUAGAACUGUAGAUAUAUAGAUAAAUAGAUAGAUAGAUAGAUAGAUAGAUAGAUAGAUAGAACGGUAGAAAGCUAGAACUGUAGAUAGAUAGAUAGAUAGAUAGAUAGAUAGAUACCUGUAGAUAUAUAGAUAGAUAGAUAGAUAUAUACCUGUAGAUAUAUAGAUAGAUAGAUAGAUAGAUAGAUAGAACAGCAGAUAGAUCGAUAGACAGCUAGAUAGAACAGUAGAUAGAUACAUAGAUAGAUAGAUAGAUAGAUAGAUAGAACUGUAGAUAUAUAGAUAAAUAGAUAGAUAGAUAGAUAGAUAGAUAGAACGGUAGAUAGAACGGUAGAUAGAUACCUGUAGAUAUAUAUAUAUAUAUAGAUAGAUAGAUAGAUAGAUAGAACGAUAGAUAGAUAGAUAGAUAGAUAGACAGAUAGAUUGACUGAUGGACGGAUAGAAAGACAAACAGACUGGUUUCAGUUUUUGGAAUUGACUUUUUACUGAUAUUUUUAGGAUAAAGGAACCAGAUAGGUUUUCAUGUUAGUGACCGCACGAGGAACUAAGAAGCAUUUAUCAUUGUCAGAUAACUCACGUGUAUUUUAUUUCUUUUCAUUUUAGAAUUUGUCAGGAGGAAGGUAAAUGAAGGGAAGAUCUCCUAUAUUCUAGUUUUGUGUAAAAGUGCAUUGUACGGAAUUAUUGUUGCAGCGGUCAUUUUCCGGAAGAAGGUGAGUGUGGGUGGUCCUGAUGCAGUUGUACUAAAAGAAAAUGUGACAAAUAUUGUACUGGCACUGGUAAAAAUAGGAUGUAGACCACUGGCUCUUAAUCUUUUUUGGCAAUGAUGUAAUUUACAUAAAUGGCAGUAGCUUGGCAAAAUAUUAUUUAAUUUUACAAAGAGCACGAUGAGGCAUUUGUAUAAAGUACUAUAAGGCAAACAUAUAUUAUGCAAAACAUUAUUAUUAGAGUCCUCCUGUUGUCCAAGGGGUCUUCAUUAUAUUGGGAAAAGCACUGUUACUGUGAGCAAUUGUUUGGCACUUUAUGUGUCUCUCCCAGUGUGGAUCCACUAAAAUGAAAUGGGAACAAAGUUUUAGAACCUGGAAGAGGAGUUAGGAACUACUGGUUAAGACAAAGUCCAGAAACACAUGGUCAUGAUAGUUGCAGGAACUAUUUAUUUCCAUCAAAGUGACUGCAGCAAACUACAUUAUUAAAAAAAAAAAGGAAAAUAAAAACAAUUAGAGUACAGAAAAUAUUAACAGCUGAACAUUUAAUGAAUGCAUUAGCUCAAUGUUUUUGACUACAACAUAUAGGGUAUUAGAGAGUGCAUAGGGCAUUAAAGAGUUUGAUCGCUUCAAAGCAUCAUUGGUGUUGUAAUUGUUUGGAGCUUAGAGUUGUGAUGGGUUGGCAACUGACUUGCAAAAUUUAAGACCAGCCACAAAAGGUCUAUUUCUGAAAAUGGUGAUCAACUUUUAGUUCAAGAAAAUCCCAAGUUAUGUGAGAUGUGUAUGUUGGACAUUUCAUUAGACAUAUAUUUUGGUAGUCUGUAGCCUUCGCUAGUUAAAGAUUGUUUUAUUUACUGUUUGCAUCUUUUUCAGAUGAUAGGAACUUCCUACUAAUCUCUACGUAGAAUCAGUGAUUGCAUAGCAGCUUCAAGAAUGAAUCUUACCUUUCACAUUCAAAAUUGAACUGUAUCGAAAUCUGGCGAAAAGGAAGAAAUCUCUGUUCUCAGAUGACAGAGAAUGAUGAAAUUAUAUAUUAUAUAACGUAGAUUGGAGUACAUAUGUACUUAGCUCUAUUUAUUUCUGCACUUAGCUUUCUAUACAUGUGUUCUGAUUACCUAUUAGCCAAUAAAUUCAUAUUUUCUGAACUAA